Closterium sp. Naga37s-1 is the source of this 2349-nucleotide messenger RNA. Lineage: Eukaryota; Viridiplantae; Streptophyta; Zygnematophyceae; Desmidiales; Closteriaceae. The record is from the annotation of a GenBank genome assembly.
AUGGCCCAGUCGCCUGCGCGAGGGCCAGUGGCGUCUGUGGUGGUGCCUAUACCCCAGGCGCAGGUGCCGGCUCAGGUGCCUGGUCAGUUGUCGAUUCAGUUGCCCGGUCAGGGGCACGUGCAGCCGCAUUCGCAGCAGCAGCAGCAGCCGCAAACAGCAGGAGCGUUGCCGCUGCUAGCGGAGGUGGUGGCUCAGACCGUCCUCAGGAGCGUGCUGCUCAGCACGCUCUCAGUCAACCCCUCCUCACCGCUCUCAACCCCUCUCUCCCACACCAGCACUCCCAGCAGAAGUGGUGGCUCAGACCCUCCUCAGGAGCGUGCGGCACUCCCAGCAGAGGUGGUGGCUCAGACCCUCUUGAGAAGCGUGCGGGUGACAGGCAUCGUGGACGGGCACUUCGAGUUUGGCUACCAUGCCUGUGUGAAGAUCGGCGGGCACAUCUUUAAAGGGGUGCUCUAUAACGCGGGCAUAGACCCCAACCCGUCCCAGCCCCUGCCUGGGGGGUUGCUACUCGGCACUGUAGCGCCCUCCACUCCCCAACGUGCUGCCGCCCCAACCCCUUCCCUCGCCACUCCUCUCUCCAUCCCCCCCGUGUCAGCAUCAGCCGCCGCAGCAGCUGCUGCUGCCACAUCGGGCACUCUACCUCUUUCUGCUGCUGCCUCUCCUUCCUUAGUCGCUAAAACAGGCUCGCCGUUACAAGUCCCCAGGCUAGGCUCGACCUUACUAGUCCCGAGUGUCGAGAUUCCAAGCACUUACCUUGCCUCUGUGCUAGGGGCAGCAGGAAGCAAGCAGAAACAACAGCAGCCGCAGCAGCUGCAGCAGCAGCAGCAGCAGCAGCAGCAGCAAGAGCAACGGAAUGCAGUAUUUGUCACUCCGCGCUCUGGCAGCAGCGGCUGCAUCGUUGGAGAGCGAAUUCGCGGAGGUGGACAGGCUGUUGGGGGUGAAUCUGGGGGAAAAAGACAGGCCUCCCCACUCCCACUUCCACCGCCCACUCAUCUCCUCCCGUUUCACGCCCUCACCACACCUCAUUGGAGUAUAAUCCCAUCCUCUCCCCUCCCCCAGGUGGCAGCAGCGGCAGCUUCCCUGGAAGGCGAAUUCGCGGAGGUGGACAGGCUGGUGGCGGUGAACUUGAAGCGCGUUCUCGAUGCCUUCGCCUCUGCACGCGUGGGGCGACAUCAUUUCAGUGGAACGACAGGGUACGGUCACGGGGACGCAGGAGGCAGAGAGGCGCUUGAUUCGGCCUUUGCUCAAAUCGUUGGGGCAGAGGCAGCGUGUGUGCGUGCACAGUUCUUCUCAGGCACACACGCCAUCGCUGCUGCCCUCUAUGCCGUUCUGCGCCCUGGGGACGAGCUGCUGUCAGUGGCAGGGGCACCGUACGACACGAUGGAGGAGGUGAUUGGGCUCAGAGGCACGCCAGGGCACGGGUCGUUGAGAGAGUUUGGGGUGUCAUACCGGCAGAUAGAGUUGACCCCAGAGGGCGGGCUCGACUGGGAUGCUCUCAGCAUGCCAGGUGCGGUGGAGCAGCGGACGCGCUGUGUGUUGGUGCAGCGCUCGUGUGGGUACUCGCUAAGAGAAACACUUACUGUGGAGCAGAUCGGUCGCAUUGUGGAAAUAGUGAAGGCUCAGAACCCGUCAUGCGUUGUGGUGGUGGAUAACUGCUAUGGGGAGUUCGUGGAAGAGAGAGAGCCGACCCACGUGGGUGCAGACCUUAUAGCGGGGAGUCUCAUCAAGAACCCUGGAGGAACGAUUGCCCCCAGUGGGGGGUACGUGGCAGGGAGGGCGGACCUGGUGGAGGCUGCAGCUGCUAGGCUGGCUGCUCCUGGCAUCAGCUCGGGCGCCGGAGCAACAAGUGGUGAGGUGAUGCGGCUGAUGUUCCAAGGGCUGUUCCUGGGGCCGCAGAUGACAGGCGAGGCCAUCAAGGGCAGUCUACUCGUAGCAGAGGUGAUGGCGAAUGAAGGGUUUGCCGUUCACCCCCAGCCCCGAGCACGGCGGAAAGACAUCAUCCAGGCUGUCAUCCUCUCCUCGCCAGCUUGCCUCCUCGCUUUCUGCCAAGCUGUGCAGCGGCGGUGCCCUGUUGGGGCUUACAUCAAGCCAACAGCCGGGGUGACAGCAGGGUAUGAGUCGGAGGUGAGUGCACAACCCGGGGUGACAGCAGGGUAUGAGUCGGAGGUGAGUGCACAACCCGGGGUGACAGCAGGGUAUGAGUCGGAGGUGAGUGCACAACCCGGGGUGACAGCAGGGUAUGAGUCGGAGGUGAGUGCACAACCCGGGGUGACUGCAGGGUAUGAGUUGGAGGUGAGUGCAACGAAUGCUGCCAUGCUCUUUGUUGCACUUCACACCAAGUCAUGCUAA